This is a messenger RNA of Symbiodinium natans, 756 nucleotides long. The record is from the annotation of a GenBank genome assembly. NCBI's taxonomy places the organism in Eukaryota, Dinophyceae, Suessiales, Symbiodiniaceae.
AUGGCUAAAUGCCAGCAAGUUCACAAGAAGCCUGCAGCUCGCCGAAAGACCGGGCGCGGGCCUGCCGAUACCUUGGCAGGGGCAGGUUGGAAGGCAUGGAUCAGCCACUUGAAAAGCGUUGGGCCAACAUGGCUCUAUGCCCUUGCUAGCCUUUCGCAUCUCCUAUGUGUUCGGGUUACAGAAGCAUGCACACUGCGUCGCUCGGAUGUGAACCUCGCAGGUGCGACAGUGCACAUUGGGGCAAUGAAGAAAGGGGCUGCCCUCAACAAACCGCUGUCGAUAGCAGCCAAAAGGCUUCUCACAGAGUGGCAAGAAGCUGGAGGUGUCUCAGUCCAGCGCACGCGUCGAUGGGGUAACCGCGGGGCCAUCACCUACAAGGAUGAGUGGGUCUUUCCAACCCAGGACGAGGCUUGGCUCUUCCCAAGCAAUAGGAAAGAUGCAGCGCAGGCUCAUCGGAACAAGGACGCCGUCGCAAAGGCGAUCCGCUCAGCACGAGAAACAUUUGUGCCUCCGCCCAACACAGAUGUCAAAAUAGGCUCUAUCCGGAGCCAUUCGGCCCGGCAUCGGUGCUGCAACGAUCUCAAGUCCUCGUCGGUGCCUUCGGAGAUCGCGAAGAAGUUCGCCAGAAUCAAGUCCGACAAAGUCUGGGCGGGAUAUGGGAAACUCACAGACCAACAGAUGGCAGAAGGAAUGGCUCGCCAGCAUGACGUUCAGAAGCUGUGGUCAGACAUCUAUGACCCUGACCAAGCCCCGUGA